Molecule: messenger RNA, 994 nt
Organism: Thamnophis sirtalis
Lineage: Eukaryota; Metazoa; Chordata; Lepidosauria; Squamata; Natricidae
Product: ribonuclease inhibitor-like
Biological process (GO): positive regulation of inflammatory response
Cellular component (GO): cytoplasm
Source: RefSeq, a predicted model, not a curated record
AUGAAACUUGAUGGAGAAAUCCUGACUGAAUCUUGCAGCAGGCAUGUUGCAGAAGUACUCAGCAAAAACCAGAGAUUGAGAGAAUUAGACUUGAAGAUAGAGAACUCAGAUGACAAAGCAAUGGAACUAUUGUGCGAUGGGCUCAAACAUUCACAAUGCACAAUAGAGACAUUAAGGAUUCAUGGAGGGAUCCUGACUGAAUCCCGCAGCAGGUAUUUUGCAGAAGUACUCAGGAAAAACCAGAGAUUGAGAGAGUUACACCUGUCCAUCACAAAAUUUGAUGAAAGAACAGUGCAACUAUUAUGUUGUGGGUUGAAAGAUCCAGAAUGCACAAUAAAGAAGCUAAAGUUGUAUGGAGAGAUCUCAAAUGAAUCCUGCAGCAGACAUCUUGCAGAACUAUUCAGGGGACUGAGACAGUUAGAACAGAACUAUUCAGCUGAGAAAACAGUGGGACCAUUGAAUGAAGGGCUCAAGCAUCCAGAAUGUAAAAUAGAGACAGCAGAGUUGAAUGGAAAAUACAUUAUACAGGAUGGGAAAUGGAAUGAAACAUUUAUGCUGGAAUCUCCAGCUAGAACCCAGGUAAGAGUGGAAGAGUCUGGCAAGCUCAGAGUCCUCGCAGAACAUGAAGAGGCACAGAACGGACUGCUUUCAGAAUCCCUGAAGCCCUAAUGUCCUGAUUCGAGGGUAUGGUUAGACUAGGAAUUAAAAACUGUUCAAGUUAGUUUCGGAGUUAAAUAUUGUUCCUUUAAGAGAUUGCCUUUUGGGUAAUGUAGUAUUGCCUUCUGGGAAAUGUAGUCUUUAUGUCAUGUGGUCGCAUCUGCCUUGCUGAUUGGCCACUGGAUUAUAGCUCUGAUAGACAGCUUUUAUUUCAAAAAAAUAUAUUGAACACAAAUUAAAACAUUGGACACAGUGUAACCGUCCUCUACAAAGUCAUAGCCAUACAUAUAAAGUUACGCAUUAUAACCACCAUGCUUAUUUACAUUUGGUCUAUUCG